Phoenix dactylifera (date palm) is the source of this 1657-nucleotide messenger RNA. Its product is annotated as putative protein phosphatase 2C 74. Lineage: Eukaryota; Viridiplantae; Streptophyta; Magnoliopsida; Arecales; Arecaceae. Gene Ontology annotation, molecular function: protein serine/threonine phosphatase activity; cation binding. Gene Ontology annotation, biological process: protein dephosphorylation. The record is from RefSeq and is a predicted model, not a curated record.
GCUUUUUCACCACCCGAAGUGGCCUAAGGACCGAAUACCAAAGAAGAGAAGUUCAGUGAGAAAAGACCAGGGAAAUGGCUGACGAGGUUGAUCUCCUGCGGCCUCUCGUUUCCACCCUCGUAGACUUCAUCCAAGUUCCUAGAAAGAACGUAUUCGUGGCUCUGAGCUCCAGUUCUCCUUCAUAUCCUCCUCUUUCAUGGGAGAGGUUCUUCGUCGAGCCACCUGCUUUACCUCCGUCAAAGAAGCCGAGAGAUGAGGCAUCCUUGUACACUUCAGAAGGAUACGAGCGAGAGAAUUCAAAGCUAUGGAGGCAGGGAUCGAUCUCCAGAGGUGAAGGCUUUCAAGUGGAGAAUUUGGGUAGCUACUAUGCAGUGACGCCACCUUCUAGUCUCCAAGAUGGUGAUGCUAAGGUUGCUAUUUUCAUGAAUGAGGAAUGUAAGAGAGGAUUGGAGUCUUUGUCAAUAAGCAUGGUGGAUGAAACUAAGAUGUCACGCAAGGUGAGAAAGAGGCCAGCAAGGAUAAUCAUACCGGAGUCUUGCGUGAGUAUGUGUUUUGGUGAGGUGGGUAAGGGGAAGGACUUGGUUGAGAAGGAGAUCGAGGUUGAAGGUGCUGAGUAUUGCUUGGCAAGCAGGAAAGGAAGCAGGUCUGUGAUGGAAGAUGGCUAUGGGGCCAUAACCAACAUCAAUGGAGACUCAAAACAGGCUUUUUUUGGUGUGUUUGAUGGGCAUGGAGGCCGUGCGGCUGUGGACUUUGUCACAGAGAAGCUAGGGAACAAUAUUCUAGCAGCUCUCUCUCAGCUAAAGGAGAAAGAAAACCAAUUAGAACUUGCAAUCAGAGCAGGCUACCUGACCACAGAUAGCCAGUUACUUAGUCAGGGUGUGAGUAGUGGAGCAUGUGUAGCUACUGUUCUAUUGAAGGGUGGGGAGCUACAUGUAGCAAAUGCAGGUGAUUGUAGAAUAGUCAUGAGUAGAAAGGGUGCUGCUAAUGUCCUAACAAGAGACCAUCGUCCUGGAAGAGAAGAUGAACGAGUUCGGAUUGAGAGCUCGGGGGGCUAUGUCAGUUGCCACAACGGUGUGUGGAGAGUGCAGGACUCCCUGGCCAUAUCGAGAGCAAUUGGUGAUAUAAGCAUGAAAGAAUGGAUAAUUUCUGAACCUGAGAUUAAAAGGCUCCAUCUUAUGUCGGAUUGUGAGUUUCUGAUAAUAGCUUCUGAUGGACUGUGGGACAAGGUUACUAAUCAGGAGGCAGUGGAUGUUGUCAUGAGACACAAAAACUCCAUAAAAUCUUGCAAAGACCUUGUGGACAUCUCUUCUAGUAGAGGCUGCAGGGAUGAUAUAACAGUCAUGGUGGUGGACCUUCAAAGAUUUCUGUAGGUGGCUAGAUUACCUUCUAGCAACAACAGCUUGAAGCAAUGACCAUAGGUAAGACUUAAAAAGAAGAAAGAGUGCAGAUUAAAAGCUCGGCGAGGAGAUUUUGUACAUAGUAAUUUUGUUUAUUAGGCUCAGAUUAUUUCUUCUUUUUUUUUACCACUUUGUCACGUAUCACUUGGUUGGUCUCACCUCUUAACUGACAAGUAGAAGAGGUGGAAAAUAAUGAACAAAAAAGUUUCAAGAAAUAAAGAUGACAACUAAAGAAGUUUCAAGAAUUGAGGAUGACAAUU